This is a messenger RNA of Notolabrus celidotus (New Zealand spotty), 5460 nucleotides long. RefSeq names its product synaptic vesicle glycoprotein 2B-like. Gene Ontology annotation, biological process: chemical synaptic transmission; transmembrane transport. Gene Ontology annotation, cellular component: membrane. The record is from RefSeq and is a predicted model, not a curated record. The coding region runs from base 554 to 2614 and encodes 686 amino acids. Lineage: Eukaryota; Metazoa; Chordata; Actinopteri; Labriformes; Labridae. The transcript has 15 exons. Gene Ontology annotation, molecular function: transmembrane transporter activity.
GCAGAGUGAAAGAGAGGGAGGGUGAGUGAGAGGGAGAAAGAAAGAGAGAGAGAGAGGCUGGCACUUUCCUUUUCUGUUGUAAUCCCUCAGUCCUGUCUCUCUUACUCUCUGUCUGCUUGUCGAUGCUCUUUACAUUCGGAGGAAACUUCAGACAGAAAUUUUAGGAUUUCCUUGUCAAAUUGGGACACCAAAGAUUGGAUAUAAACUGCAGUUUGGCCCAGUUUUGGUGUGAAAUCUGAAGACAAGAUCCAAGGACUCCACUAGCAAAAUCCCCAAAAUCAAAACCAGGACCUGAGUUGAACCCACAGUAACACACACAGAGAACUUCUUAAGCUAAUUUAUGUACAAGAUACAUUUUCCUAGCAAGCUGCACAGCAAAUGAGUUGACUUUGUGAUGCAGACUAUUGACACUAUCAAUUGUAUUUGACAGUAAAAGUGAAUGAAACUUGAAAAUUAAUCUACACAUUUCUGUGAAAAACCAGACCAGGCAUAACUUAAAGCCUUCAACUUUGUGAAAGAUAAGCUGUUAGCCUAGUAGGCCCAGUUAGCCAAGAUGGCUGACCCCUACCAAAACAACACAUACCAGCAAGGAGGGGGUGACAGAUAUGGGACAUAUGGAGAAGGUCAUGAUGGAUACGGUUACCAGGCAGACUACCCUCCCCAGGAGGAGGAUGCAGCAAGUGACGCUACUGAAGGACACGAUGAAGAGGAUCAGAUGUACGAGGGGGAAUAUCAGGGGAUCCCACAUCCGGAUGAUGUGAAGGCUGCACAGAGAGCUGCACGAACCAAAAGUCACACAGCCAGCAGUGCAGCCUCUGAACUUGCAGAGUUAUCUGAACAGUACGAGGACAUCAUGGAGGACUGUGGACAUGGGAGGUUCCAGUGGACGCUCUUCAUAGUCCUGGGACUCGCUCUGAUGGCUGAUGGAGUCGAAUGUUUUGUGGUCGCCUUCGUUCUGCCGUCUGCAGAAAAAGAUCUGUGUCUGUCCAAUGGAGAGAAAGGAAUGUUGGGUCUGGUGGUCUUUCUCAGCAUGAUGGUGGGAGCAUUCUUGUGGGGCGGACUGGCAGACAAAGUCGGCCGUCGACGCUGUCUUAUUGUGGCAUUAGCCAUAAACUGUGUCUUUGCCUUCUUGUCCUCGUUCGCUCAGGGCUACGGCUUCUUCCUCUUCUUCAGGCUGCUGUCCGGCAUUGGCAUCGGUGGCACGGUGCCGAUUGUGUACUCCUACUUCUCUGAGUUUCUUCAGAUGGACAAGAGAGGAGAGCAUUUGUCUUGGUUGUGCAUGUUUUGGAUGAUUGGUGGGAUCUAUGCUUCGUUCACAGCCUGGGGAAUCAUACCCAGAUACGGCUGGGGGUUCAGUAUGGGCACUGAGUUCCAGUUCCACAGCUGGCGUGUGUUUGUCCUGGUUGCGGCUCUUCCUGCGAUUGCCUCUUUGGUUGGACUCACCUUCAUGCCUGAAAGCCCCCGCUUCCUCCUGGAGAAUGCCAAGCAUGAUGAGGCGUGGAUGAUCCUGAAGCAGGUCCAUGACACCAACUGGAGAGCCAAGGGACAGCCUGAAAAAGUCUUCACUGUGACUCAUAUUAAGGCUCCAAAGACUGCGGAGGAUGAGUUUAUUGAGAUCCAGGCUGCUACAGGAACAGCUGUACAGCGAUGGGCUGUUCGCUCACUAACACUCAGUAAACUGGUGUUCAAGAACGUGGCAUCUCUCCUGUCUGCAGAGCUGAGGUUGGCAACACUCUUCAUGGCUAUUAUCUGGUUCUGCAUGGCUUUCAGUUACUACGGUCUGGCUGUGUGGUUCCCUGACAUGAUCAAACAUCUUCAGUAUGAAGAGUAUAUGUCCAAGGUCAAGGUAUUCCAUAGAGAACGUGUGGAGAACUUCCAUUUUAACUUCUCAUUAGAGAACCAGAUCCAUAGAGAAGGGGAGUACAUCCGUGACAAGUUCAUCAAUAUAGAGAUGAAGUCAGUGAAGUUUGAGGACUCACUGUUUGAAGACUGUCACUUUGAGGACAUCAAGUCCACAGACACGGUGUUUGAGAACUGCACCAUCCGUUCCACUGUCUUCUAUAACACAGACCUUUGGGAGGAGAAAUUCAUCGACUGUAAGAUGGAGAACGCCACCUUUGAGCACAACAAACAUGGCUGCCACUUGGACACUGUCGAGGAGAAUGAUGUUCUCAUUUACCUGGUCAGCUUCCUUGGCAGUCUGGCUGUGUUGCCGGGGAACAUCAUCUCAGCCCUCUUCAUGGAAAAGAUUGGAAGGGUCAAGAUUAUAGGUGGUUCUAUGCUCAUAUCAGCAGGCUGCACCUUCUUCCUGUUCCUGAGCUUCAGCCAAUCAGCCAUCAUUGCCCUGCAGUGUCUGUUCUGUGGCGUCAGUGUAGCUGCAUGGAACGGUAUCGAGGUGGUGACAGUGGAACUGUACCCUGCUUCCAAAAGGGCCACUGCUUUUGGCGUGCUGAAUGCUCUGUGUAAGCUGGCAGCCGUGCUGGGCAGCUCCAUCUUUGCCAGCUUUGUGGGCAUCACCAAAGCCAUCCCAAUCCUUCUUUCCUUCUGUGCACUGGUGUGUGGAGGCCUGGUGGCCCUCAAACUACCCGACACGCGGGAGAAAAUCCUCCAGUGAGCUUUUCUGAGAUAGAUCUGCGUAGUAGGAUUCAUAAGUUGAGGGAGAGGCCAAAACCUAUCCAGUUUGAAAUGGAUUUCAACUACACUCUGCAUUUCCGAGGAAAGUGAGAAUGGAUUUAACUCACAUCUGUACAUUUUAAAUGUUGCUCUUAUUCUUUCAUGUGGACCAUUUUCAUGUUGUACAGGUUUCAUAGAGGGUGGGGGUGUCUUCCCGCUGAUAAUGGCAAUCAAAGGAGGCAUAGGGUUUCACAUGUUUGGUGUUGCGUCAAAUAUGCGUCUGAUGUUUCUUUUUUUCAUUUGGACAAGAAGAUGUGAUUCUGUUUAGCUGCACUGGAUUAACUAACCACUGGAUGAUGAUGAUGUGAUUGAGAAAAAUGCUAUUUUUGUAUAAGUCUAGCUUUAGGCUUGAAUCACAUAAAUGUACAGCUUAACCUAUCAUCUGCUUCUUGUCUUUCUGUCCAUGCAUGAUAAGAAUGAUACCAGAAAGAAGCCAAUUGUUUUAUGAUUGUAUAAACGAUAACUUAAACUUAAAAAGUCAAGUGAGAUAAACGAUCCAAACAACUCUGAGAAGAGUAAUUUGACACACAAAAAAGAAAAGAAUUCACCUGUUCUAAAGUAACAAGUGGUCAAGUUGAAAAUAAAUUAGGCCUGCUUUGGAAAAAUGUAUCAAAUCCUUUUUAAUUUGCUUGCUUUGCUUUCUCGUGUUCUAUAAUCAUGAAAAUCAUUUUCUUGGUCAACAAACGACUCUACUUGUUUUAGGUUUUUUUUGUUGUCAACACUGAUGCUUCGCCCCAUCUCAUAAUCAGCACUCUCAACAGCAAAUGUCAACACUUAACAAGCUACAGCAGAGUUCUGGUGUCUGCAUGGAGGGUUUGUUUGUUUUUAUUUUCUUGCACAGUUUGAUGUUGAAUAUGUAUUAGUUGUACUACAGAUGGUUCUGUGCUGCGACUGGUUGUGUAAAUGACUGCAUGUUUGUCUCAUGUUUUUCUCGGCUGUUUCAAUGUGUCUGACAUAAUGUGUACGUUUAAAGUGGUCUGACUGUGUUUUGUAUCACAAAAAGAAACUGCAGCACUUUGACACUGAUAUAAGUACUGGUUGGAUUUACAGGUUGGAUGUUGUUGUACCAUUGAGAAGAUACUGCACUGUCUUCCAAAGAGAAAGAGACUAUUUUGUUUGUAUGGAGGAUAUCGUGUUACUUACUGUCCAGAUGAGGCAGGUCAUCACUUCUACCUUCCUUUGAUGUUGUUUGCUUUGCUUUGAUCAAAAUUGGACUGCCAUAGCUAAAAAUGUUUCAAUAUUGGAUGAAAUUCCCCUACCGGUGUCUAUAUGUGGCACUAUCACCACCACUACUCUUUAAGAACUCUUAAAAGAGCUAAAAAGUUCAGACAGGAUGAGCUUUAAUUUUUAUGCAUGGCCAUGAAGUCCUCAUACACACACAUAGAAGCAUUGGUUAGAACCAAAAAUGUGAGCUACUUCUGGUACCGACGGAUACAGUACAUGCAAAAUAACCUUUUUAGGCAGUAUCAAGUAAUAGCAUGACAUCAGCAAAUCCCUUUAAUAAAAAUUUGUGGUAUAUAAUUUAAGUCACUGCCUGAAUUGUUGCAAAUGUUUUAAUUUUUGUACAUGAAAUGUAUUUAAAAAUGUACCUGACUUAAAAGUGUUGAGGAAAUGUCAUACACAACUUCAAGCUUUGUCUUUUGUCAAAGCUUUGAUAAAGAUAGACGGUCUUCAGACAGUGGUGUACUCAGACUGUUUGAGGCACAGGGGUGAAAAAAGGACAUCAGCUGUACGCCUUUGGGCACUAGUGUGCAGAAGAUUGUAGUUAAUGAACUGCUAAAGCAGUGUGUUGAAGACCCUCUGAUGAGCUCCUCAGUUCUUCACUUUUCUUUCUCUUGAUUAUAUUCUGUAAGAUAGUUGCAAAACUGGACAGGUUCUUGUCUUUAAAUUUAGGGUGGGCUGUUUAAAUUAAAGGUAGGAUAGAGGGUCCUCCCCCAGGAAAGCUUGUGCAUGUACCAUUUAAAUCCCUGCACUCACGAGAUAAUUUGUGCAACAAUUUGUUGUAGAAAAUCUAUUUUAUAACAGGAAAACACUUGAUUAUUAACACAUGUUUAACAUAAAAGGAAGCUGCUUUCUGCAUGAAGUUCACAUUCAAGCAAGAUUCAAUCUGCUAUUUUUCACAGGGUCAUUUUAUGACUGAUUUAAUGUAACUCUUACACAUAAUCAGAAUUAUGUUAACUGGUUUAAAUAUUAAAUGUAAUUCAACUGAAUUAAAUAAUUUUUUUCUAAGGUAUUAAUCAUAACUCACAUACCUUACAUAACAACCAAAUAUAUAUAAAAAGGUUAAAUUACCAAAGGGUAUUAUGUUUUAUUCACAAUAAUGGCAUGUUAGAGUGUUUAUAAUAUAUCAUCUGUCAGAGUAGCUUUGUUAGGGCAUUUUAUAGCUUUUUCAUCCAUUCAAGAAAGCACUUCUCCUGCACACUCUGAACAUCAGGACACAAUGUAGGGGAUGGGAACUGUCCCUCCUUUGAGUACACCACUGUCAUACAAGAUAAACCCAUGGUCAAAUGGCAGAAAAAAAGUUCAACUUCAUUAAUUGGUGUCUUUGUCGAGUUGGACCCGUCAUGUGUGUCUGACCCUGCUGUAAAGCAGAAAUAAAAAGCCAUAAUUUGGUCUUUGUUUUUAUAAUUAGUUUUUUAUCAUGUUUUUUUAUUUCAUUUGUUGAGGUGAAUUCUUUGUGUGCAAAAAGUUUUUUUGUUCGAUAUACUUUUGGUUGUUGAUGUAUGUAUUUGUGGCUGUGACAAAAUCAAGUGAAAUCAAAUAAAUGAAUUCAUCAAUGCACCACAU